This is a messenger RNA of Octopus sinensis (East Asian common octopus), 543 nucleotides long. RefSeq names its product protein GVQW3-like. NCBI's taxonomy places the organism in Eukaryota, Metazoa, Mollusca, Cephalopoda, Octopoda, Octopodidae. The coding region runs from base 1 to 543 and encodes 180 amino acids. The transcript is spliced from 3 exons. The record is from RefSeq and is a predicted model, not a curated record.
AUGGGUCGUGCACAAUGUUUCGAGUGGCACGAACGUUUCAAAAGCGGAAGAACAUCUCUAGAAGACGAUGAGCGAUCUGGAAGACCCACUACGAGCGUCACCUCUGUAGAUGUGGAGAAAAUUCAUCAGCUUGUCGGAGGACAAUCAGCCACAUCAGUGACGUAUAGGUCCGUGCAGGCAAUCCUGACGUCUGAGUUGAACAUGCAGCGUGUCUCUGUCAAGUUUGUGCUCCGCCUGCUCGCCACUGAGAAGAAAGGAGAACUCGGCAAAGUCUAUCAAGAUAUACGUCAGCGUUCCGUUGAUGACCCAGGCUUCAUAUCGAGGAUCAACACCGAUGACGGGAAUUGGGUCUACGGAUUACAUGCUCACACAAAAGAUUCAGUACGUCUCAGAAAAUUCGGUAGUUUCAAAAGCUCUAACAAGGCUGAAAUACUGGCUACGGAUCUACUAGAAUUUCAAGAUGAAGAUAAAUUUGAAGACAGCAGAGGACAAAUUCUACGACACUAUACCCAACCUCUGUAUAAGAAUGCAAUCCAAACUUGA